AUUAGCGAGGGAAAAAUCAAAUAUAGCGAAGUCUUCCCGAUCACCGAUGCUAAGUGUUCAACCGAGACGGGGAGUGGCCGGGAGGAAACGACUGCACCAAUAAUCCAACAGAAAGAUCAAAGCAAGAGAGCCAUUGCCGACCAUGGAUGUUCCUGUUCCGGGGAAUAAAUCCAUUCGCAGUAGCGAAGGUGGCGAUAGAAUCAGUUAUCUGCCGCAGAGUCUAAUUGAACACAUCUUGACCUUUCUCCCCCUACGAGAAGCAGCUAAGACCAGUAUAUUGUCAACUUCCUGGAGGGAUAAAUGGGUUAAUCUUCCAUCGCUCAUAUUCGAUGACCGUUUUUGGACGCCAUUCCCAGUUGUUGAGACGUCUGCUCAGUACUAUGCCACUUAUGGGGCCGUUCCUAAUACGAUCGACAAGCUCGUGUUGAAUGUGUUCAGAGUUCUCUGUUACCACCGGGGACCCUUGAGUGGGUUCUCGCUUUCUAUCUCUCAACUGAGGAGCUACCCUGCACAUGUUGAUCAAAUCAUGUUUUCCUUGUAUGGCAAACCGAUUGAGAGUUUAUGCAUUGCGAUCGAUGGGUACAAGCUGCCUAGUCGUCUCUUCUCAUUCAGGCAGCUCAAGAAGUUGCAGUUGUUUGGCUGCAUGUUCACUUCGUCCAAAAUUUCGUUCGAGGAAUUCAGCAUGCUUACUUGCCUUGAUCUUAGCUCGGUCAAGUUCCCGGAUGUUGCUGAGGUUUCUCUCACCAUUCGAUGCCCAUUGCUUUCUGCUUUGACUAUGAAGGAUUGUGGAAGUGCCUUCAACCGUCUAGAUAUACUGAUUGAAGCACCCAGCCUCGGCCUUCUCCAUUGUGUGGGGAGCUUCAGUUCUCUGUGGGUCAAGGAGGCUCCACUUCUCAAAGAUGUGACCAUUAAUCAGACUGCAAGCUUUGCUGGUCAUCCUAAGAGCAAUGGGCCUUCCAAUUUCAUGAAAUUAUGUGGUGGUUGUCCAGCAAUAGAGCGGCUCUCUGUGGCAAUUCAGCUCUUUGAGGACUGGGGAACCCUAGAGCUGAUUCGUCAACCGGAUCCAGCUGUGAACCUAAUGAUGCUUAGGCAACUGAAGUUGAAUGAAGUGUGUCUCAGCUUUUACCAUGAUAUGUGGCGUGUUGUUCUCUUAAUCCAACUCUUCCCCAACUUGCAAGAACUCAUCAUCACUACUACGACAGGCGCAAGCCAGAAGGCAGAUAUCAACCUGCCAAAUCAAAAACUGGAUAGAACCAGGCAUUACAUAGCAAGUAGGCUGAGGAAAGUGGAAUUGAACCGGUUGCAGGGUGUGUUGUCGGAGAUGCGUUUCAUUCAAUGGGUAUUAUCUGUUACACCCAAGCUUGUCAAGAUGGGGAUCACAUUGUCGGCAAAUAUAGAGCCCAGUCACCAGAUAAAAACUCUGAAAGAGUUGAAUGGAUUUCAGCGGGCCUCCAGCACUGCACAAAUCAUAUUCAAGUGAUAGCGGCACUGGUUUCUGUAGCCAUUAUCUUAAGUACAUGAAAUUUAUGCUAUUCUUCUUAUGUUGUGCAUUGAGUACUCUUUCAUGGCACCUUGCUUUGGUGCAGGCAUUGUUACUGAUUUUGCAGGCCUUGCAUUGAGUAUAUAUAUUGACUAUUUCGGUGCACUCACAAAAAUGAGUGCGUUCAAUGCACCCAACUCAAAAACUAGUUUUAAGGUGUCGGAUUUUGAAUUUUAAUUUGUAGAAUUAGUGUAAUAUGAUGAUAUAAUAUAUGCUAACAACUAAUUAGCGGAUAUCCUAAGCCCUAGACCUCCAAUUUUGAGUUCUAUCCCUAAACCCCAAAUUGUAAACCCUAAUUCUAAAUCUCUAAACUCUAAAUCCUUCAAAUUAAAGUAAAUCUUUAAU
Linum trigynum is the source of this 1885-nucleotide messenger RNA. The record is from the annotation of a GenBank genome assembly. Lineage: Eukaryota; Viridiplantae; Streptophyta; Magnoliopsida; Malpighiales; Linaceae.